UCUGGGGAGAGGGGAUGUGUGUUUGUGUGCGUGGUCUGCGCAUCGUCCUGUUUGUCCCUCUGCCGACAGGUCUGCCGCCUUCCUGCUCCAGCAGUGGUCAGGGUCCGAGGAGUAUCCCGGCCCGGUGUGUCUCAGCCGGUCUGCCUGGGAUGGGUGAGUCUGUACCGGCAGGGUCCCACCCCUGGGACCGGGCCAGGCCGAGCUCUGCAGCUGAAGUUAUCUACGCUUAGGCUGGAGACGGAGGAGGAUUCAGGCUCGGGGCGGAGUAAAGGAUUGGAUUGGCGGCUCCAUUUCUUGUCUCUGUCUCCGUCUCGAGCCGAGUGCCUCCGUGGGGAAAGGGUUCAGGACAAUGCAUGUUGGAAGAAAGAUACAAGAUCUGAAUCUAGAUGGAGCCACAUAUUUCGGGAUCAGUCAGAUUUACCUAAGAGCGAAGUGGUGUGUGAUCAGUUUUUUAGUGCGGUACUUGCCGAUGCUGUUCCUGGAAGCCAAGCCUGGGUGGGAAACAAAGGAUACUCUUAGAGCCAAAUUUAGGUCCUUGUGUCCACAGUGAAGAAAGGUUGGAAUCUUCCCAGCCUGGGCGGAAUAGAACAGCUGAGUCCGUCCAUGUGAUUUAUACAGCAUAUUCCCUGUUCCUUGGAAAACGUCUGGAAAGAGUGGUAUUGGACAAUUGUUGAACAAAACCAGCAAGUUGCCAUUCACAAUUUUGAGUGGAGAUCCCAGAUCAUAUUGUAAAGAUUCAGCACCACUUCUCAUUGGUUCUGGAGGCGUGAGCAGACUCUCUGCUGCUCGGUUUCUCCCAGCGUGGAAAGCGCCUCCCAAGCACUACUUCUUGCCUCAGCCGCCGUGCAUGUGCCAGCCUGUCUAACCUGCAGGAUUCCGGCCAGGUCAGGUCUUUGUUGUCUGAAGGACCGCAGGAAGCAUCUGAAUACUCCACCACCUCGGCCUCCCCUCUAGAAAUUUUCAUUUCUAGAAUUUUUUUCCAUAGGACAUAUUCCUACAUGUAAAAAUGAGCUCUUCGGUAAGAAGAAAAGGAAAACCAGGCAAAGGAGGUGGAAAAGGGUCUUCUAGAGGAGGACGAGGAGGAAGAAGUCACAGUAAUAAAUCUCAUGGGGGUGGUGGCGGAGGAGGAGGCGGUGGCGGCGGCAGUGGCGGAGGUAAUAGAAAGGCCUCAAGUAGAAUUUGGGAUGACGGAGACGACUUCUGUAUCUUCAGCGAAUCAAGGCGCUCAUCCAGACCUAGCAGCAGUAGCACAAGCAAAGGAGAGUCACGACCCAAACGGAGGCCCGAAGUCAAAGUGCCCCUUCAGACUCUACAUAUGACUUCUGAGAAUCAAGAGAAAGUAAAAGCUCUUCUGCGAGACCUACAGGAACAGGAUGCGGAUGCUGGAUCUGAGAGAGGUAUUUCUGGGGAAGAGGAAGAGGACGAGCCUCCUUAUCGUGAUGAUGAGCAGUACUGGUCCGCUGGGCAAGAAGCUUCCCUCGUUCCUGAUCCUAAUCCAUUGCAGUAUGCCUGCCCAGCCCUGGUGGAACCUCAGAUUCCAGAGUCAAGAUUCUCACCAUUGGCAGUGCAAAAGCUUUGCAGGUAUGGUUUCAACACUGAACGCUGUCAGGCAGCCCUGAGGAUUUGUGAUGGAGAUAUUGGGGCAUCCCUAGAACACUUACUCACCCAGUGUUUCUCAGAAACAUUCGGGGAAAGGAUGAAGACUUCCGAGGCAGUUGCCCAUAUCAGCUUGGAUGAGUGUGUGGAACAGCGACAGGAAGAGGCACUUGCUCUCAAGUCCAUCUGUGGAGAAAAAUUUGUAGAAAGAAUUCCGAACAGAGUCUGGACCAUCGGAUUAGAAUUGGAGUAUUUGGCAAGUAAAUUUUGCAAAUCCAAGCAAAGGGGAAGUACCAAAACUGUACAGGAGACUUCGCUUGAAACCUGUAAAUUUUACCUCAAAGGAAAUUGUAAGUUUGGAUCCAAAUGCAAAUUCAAGCAUGAAGUACCCCCAAAUCAAAUUGUUGGAAGAAUAGAAAGAAUUGUAGAUGAUUCUCAUCUACAUGAAGAUGCAUCUUUUUUAUAUGAACUUGAAAUUCGGUUUUCUAAAGACCACAAAUACCCUUACCAAGCUCCCCUGGUGGCGUUUUAUUCCACCAAUGAGAAUCUACCUCUGGCUUGUCGUUUACAUAUUUCUGAGUUCCUUUAUGACAAGGCCUUGACAUCUGCAGAAACUUCGGAACCUGUUGUAUAUUCUUUGAUAACCCUUUUAGAGGAAGAAUCUGAAAUAGCCAAGUUACUAACAAAUACCCAUCACAAGUACAGUGUUCCUCCUGUAAACUUUUUACCAGCACCCUCUGGGACCAAGAUGAAUAAUCUUGCUUGUUGUAAACCAGUGAUUCCAAAUAAGUCUUUUGUUUCAAAUCAAAUUGCAGAAGUUGAAAACGAAACAGAACCCGAGGAGGAGGCAGAUGAGGAUGAAGGCCCUGCACCAGUUAUAGUGGAGAAUGAAAGCUAUGUGAACCUUAAGAAAAAGAGUUCCAAAAGAUAUGACUGGCAGGCAAAAUCAGUACAUGCUGAAAAUGCUAAAAUCCGCAAGCAGUUCCGAAUAAAACAGGCUUCCAGACAGUUCCAGUCUAUUCUGCAAGAAAGACAGUCACUCCCUGCUUGGGAAGAAAGAGAAACCAUUCUUAAAUUGUUGAGCAAGCACCAAGUGCUUGUCAUAAGUGGUAUGACUGGAUGUGGAAAAACUACACAGAUUCCACAAUUUAUUCUGGAUGAUUCUCUGAACGGGCCACCUGAGAAGGUGGCUAACAUCAUCUGUACCCAACCCAGACGAAUCUCUGCAAUCUCUGUCGCUGAGCGUGUUGCUAAAGAAAGAGCAGAGAGGGUGGGCCUGACUGUGGGAUACCAGAUCCGGUUAGAAAGCGUCAAGUCCUCAGCCACCAGACUGUUAUACUGCACCACAGGAGUCCUGCUGAGAAGGCUAGAAGGAGACACAGCUUUACAAGGGAUUACUCAUAUCAUUGUGGAUGAGGUCCACGAGAGGACAGAAGAAAGUGACUUCUUGCUGUUAGUUUUGAAGGACAUGAUAUUGCAGAGGCCAAGUCUUCAAGUUAUUCUAAUGAGUGCAACCUUAAAUGCUGAGCUGUUUUCAGAAUAUUUCAAUUUCUGCCCAGUUAUUACCAUACCAGGUCGUACCUUCCCUGUUGAUCAGUUUUUUCUGGAAGAUGCCAUUGCUGUGACAAGGUAUGUGUUACAGGAUGGGAGCCCAUAUCUGCGCUCCAUGAAGCAGAUUUCAAAGGACAAGCUUAAAGCCAGACGCAACAGAACUGCAUUUGAAGAAGUUGAGGAAGAUCUGAGGCUUUCCCUUUACCUCCAGGAGCAGGGUUCUGUCAAGGAUCAGGUGCCCGAUCAACAGUUGGAUUUUAAGCAGCUCCUGGCCCGCUAUAAAGGGUUUAGCAAAUCAGUCAUCAAAACAAUGUCCAUCAUGGAUUUUGAAAAGGUGAAUCUUGAAUUAAUAGAGGCCUUAUUAGAGUGGAUUAUGGAUGGAAAGCAUUCCUACCCUCCAGGUGCCAUACUUGUGUUUUUACCGGGACUAGCAGAAAUCAAAAUGCUUUACGAACAGCUACAAUCUAAUCCCCUUUUCAACAACAGACGUAGUAAUCGAUGUGUCAUUCAUCCACUUCAUUCAUCUUUAUCCAGCGAAGAGCAGCAGGCUGUGUUCGUAAAACCUCCUGUAGGUGUAACUAAGAUUAUAAUUUCCACCAACAUUGCUGAGACGUCCAUAACCAUCGAUGAUGUUGUCUACGUCAUCGAUUCUGGGAAAAUGAAGGAAAAGAGAUAUGAUGCUAGCAAAGGUAUGGAAAGCCUAGAGGAUACUUUUGUGUCUCAAGCUAAUGCCCUGCAAAGGAAAGGCCGAGCUGGCCGUGUGGCUUCUGGAGUCUGCUUCCAUUUAUUCACUAGCCAUCACUACAGCCACCAACUGUUAAAGCAGCAGCUACCAGAAAUACAAAGAGUGCCAUUGGAACAGCUGUGUCUAAGAAUUAAAAUCUUAGAGAUGUUUAGCACUCAUACUCUCCAAUCUGUGUUCUCUCGGCUCAUUGAACCUCCACACACUGAUUCUCUCCGUGCCUCUAAAAUACGAUUACGAGACUUGGGAGCAUUAACUCAAGAUGAAAAAUUGACCCCUCUUGGGUAUCACUUGGCCUCUCUGCCCGUGGAUGUGAGAAUCGGCAAGCUGAUGCUGUUUGGCUCCAUCUUCCGCUGUUUGGAUCCUGCUCUCACCAUUGCUGCCAGUUUGGCCUUUAAGUCCCCUUUUGUGUCUCCCUGGGAUAAAAAAGAGGAAGCUAACCAGAAAAAGUUGGAAUUUGCAUUCGCAAACAGUGACUACCUGGCCCUUCUACAAGCAUAUAAGGGAUGGCAGCUAAGCACAAAAGAAGGUGUGCGUGCAAGCUAUAAUUACUGCAGACAAAACUUCUUGUCAGGAAGAGUUCUUCAGGAAAUAGCCAGCCUCAAACGACAAUUCACUGAACUAUUAUCGGAUAUAGGGUUUGUGAUGGAGGGACUCAGAGCAAGGGAAAUUGAGAAAAGGGCCCAAGGAGGAGAUGGUGUGUUGGAUGCCACAGGAGAAGAGGCAAACUCAAAUGCUGACAACCCCAAGCUGAUAUCGGCAAUGCUGUGUGCUGCUCUGUAUCCAAAUGUAGUGCAGGUGAAAAGCCCAGAAGGGAAAUUUCAGAAGACCAGUAUUGGAGCUGUCAGAAUGAAACCAAAAUCAGAAGAGUUGAAGUUUGUCACCAAGAAUGACGGAUAUGUACACAUUCACCCAUCAUCAGUGAACUACCAGGUCAGACACUUUGACAGUCCCUACCUGGUGUACCAUGAGAAGAUCAAAACUAGCCGGGUGUUCAUCCGAGACUGCAGCAUGGUGUCUGUGUACCCACUGGUCUUGUUCGGAGGAGGCCAAGUGAAUGUGCAGCUUCAAAGGGGAGAGUUCGUGGUCUCCUUGGAUGAUGGCUGGAUCCGUUUUGCAGCUGCCUCCCAUCAGGUGGCCGAAUUAGUAAAGGAACUUCGUGGAGAGCUUGAUCAGCUGCUCCAGGAUAAAAUCAAAAACCCGAGCAUAGAUCUGUGUACGUGUCCUCGAGGAUCCCGGAUCAUCAGCAUGAUUGUGAAGCUUGUCACCACACAGUAAAGGCCAGCCUUAGGGGAAUGCCCACUACUUGCCUGCGUCUCGCUGGCCGGGGAAUAACAGCAGCACUCUACCUCCAACUGAAGACCUGUCUGUGCUGGGGCGCAGUGCCAAGGCAGCUGGGCACCACGGGCCCGUCGGGAAGCUCUCAGACUCAGCGUUUCUCACAAGGUAGUGGGCACUCCCAGUACAAUUUGGAGCGUCAGUGGUGACACCAUCUAAAACCCAGCUUGCCUGUCUCUCUCUGUGACUGUCCUGGAGAGAAGGAAAUUUAUCGGUUAACACAAAAGUGAAUGUUUAAUAUAAUUCUGUUUCAAUUUAUGUGUUAUUUUUCCCUGCUUUUUACUGGGGUGACAGGGGCAUAAGGAAAAUACCUAUUAUUGUUUUUUUUUUUGUCAUAAAGGCUCAAGUAAGAGGAGUCAGAAUAGAGAAAGAAACUGUACCUUUCUGCAAACAGGCAGGAAAAAAAUCAUGUGAGCAAGAAAAAUAAAAAUAUCGUUUUAGGCUAUUGAUUGACUACUACGUGGACUUGAUUUGUGAAGGAUUUUUAUUUUUACUCCUUAAAGAUCAGCCUAAAAUAACAAACGUAGUGAGUUCUGUUGUGGUUUUAUAAUGCAUGCUGGUCUCUUCUUAGAAGCAAGGCAAUCUGCUGUCUUCAUUCUCUUUAGUUUUCCAUUUAGGUAUCUUUACCCUCUAUUGCAGACUCACAAGGGCCAGGUUUCACUUUAUCUGCAGGGAAUUUUCAUGGUAUUCCUCAAGGCAGAGUCGACUGGGUUGAGACAGGAAAGGUUGUCAUUGCUGGUGUCAGAUUUACAGCCAUAACAGUGCCUCCCGUGAGACUGCUGAUAGUUAAGGGGGCGCUAGUAUUUUGGGUGGCACAAGCAGUUAAGUGCUUGGCUGCUAGCUGAGGUUGGAGGUUCAAGUCUACCUUGAGGUACCUUGGAAAGAAGGCCUGGCAAUCUGCUUCUGAAAAGUUAGCCAUUGAAAACUCUAUGGAGUAUAGUUCUACUCUGACAUACAUGGGUCACCAUGAAUAGGAAUCUCCUAGACGGCAGCUGGUUUGGUGGUUUUAUUUUUUGGGCGGGGCGGUGGGGGGAUACCGAUACAUCUUCCCUGGAUGUUCAUCAGUGUGGCCGGAAAUGAUCCCAAAGAGCAGAGUGGAAGAAACCUCCUUGUGUUGGCUAGACCUCAGGUAGGGAGUCACUGUGGGUUUCCUGCUAUAUCCAGGUUGAAUACAAAUUGAUCAACAAAAGCACCUCAGUGAAAGGUGUUCACUUUCUGAAGUAUUAUUUUAGUUAUGUUUUCAGGAAAGCUCCUGAUGUGUUUAAGCUGCAAUAUAGUUGAAUAGCUUAGACUCUAAGCAGUAUUUUUAAAAGGCAUCAAUUCAUGUUGUCACUUUAAAUUAAAAAAAAAAAAAACACAUACACAGCAGCCACCUUUUGACUUGCUCUUGAAACAAGGCUCACA
This is a messenger RNA of Loxodonta africana (African savanna elephant), 6631 nucleotides long. RefSeq names its product DExH-box helicase 57 (gene DHX57). Gene Ontology annotation, molecular function: ATP binding; RNA binding; metal ion binding. The record is from RefSeq and is a predicted model, not a curated record. Gene Ontology annotation, cellular component: intracellular anatomical structure. NCBI's taxonomy places the organism in Eukaryota, Metazoa, Chordata, Mammalia, Proboscidea, Elephantidae. The coding region runs from base 1007 to 5167 and encodes 1386 amino acids. The transcript is spliced from 26 exons.